AUGUGCGACCUCGAUAGCCCUUGGCCAGACCGGCUCCCGUUGGUCCUACUCGGCCUUCGCACGGCAUUCAAGGAGGACCUCCAAGCAUCCUCAGCAGAGAUGCUCUAUGGAACCGCCUUGAGAGUACCCGGAGAUUUCUUCUCGACGACAAGCCAACCUGGGACCAGCCCCGCCUCCUUUGCAGAGAAGCUCCGCAGCUUCGCGCAGAGUGUCAAGGCCGUCCCAGCGUCCAGACACAUUCCGGACAGAACUCCGUUCUUUUUCAAGGACCUACGGACAUGCACGCACGUCUUUAAGAGGGUCGAUUCCAUCAGGAAACCCCUCCAACCGCCUUACUCCGGGCCGCAUCGGAUCAUUCGUCGCACCGACGAACGAACAUACGUCAUCGACGUCAACGGCAAACCACACACGGUCUCAACCGACGCCCUGAAACCGGCAUACCUGGACGCCAAAGACGCCUCAACGCCUUCAACGAAGACGGCACCACCCUCUCCAACGGCCUCGUCACCAUCACCGGCAGACUCACCGGAGGUGCCUCCAACUAGGCAACCACCAUCUGCCGACCCGUCAACGGCCCCAGAGCCCGCCCUUUCGACGAAGACGAAGAAAAGG
Copidosoma floridanum is the source of this 612-nucleotide messenger RNA. RefSeq lists its product as uncharacterized. The record is from RefSeq and is a predicted model, not a curated record. NCBI's taxonomy places the organism in Eukaryota, Metazoa, Arthropoda, Insecta, Hymenoptera, Encyrtidae.